GAGCCGCCGGCGCGACUGCUCGGUCCGGAUCGCUCGCUCCCGCUGCCACAGCAGCGGCUGGGGCGCCGCGUCGGGGCCGGGAGCGGGGCCAUGCUGGGCCGGCGGCGCGUCUUCGCUGUGGAGCCGCUCGGCGGCCGGGAUGGGGCUGGUGAGGACCAGGCACAAGGUUGUGUAGUGGCCAGAGUCACCAGCACCUACAGACGGAUCCCAGAUGCUGCUCAAGGGUGCUCGUCAGACUCCUGGAAGCGGGGUGGAGAGCUGAGAAGUCUCGGGAGGCAGAUACCGCUUCUCAAUCUGGCCUCCUGGGACUCAGGAGUGGAGAUGGUGGUUGGGGACAGCCCUCUGGCCACCUCACCGGGCCUUUCUCAGGACUCUCUGGACUUUGAGCCCAUGGGGAGUCCUGAGCCCCUGGCCCUUGCUGCCAUGACACCUCCUGCCCACCUAGGCCAGCUCUUGGCCAGCCAUAAGCUGGAGCAGGUCCUGGAGCAGUCCCGCCAGCUCCCGACUUCCCUUGCCAGCUUGUCACAACACCACCGCUCCCCGAAGCCACCAAGCAAGCCUGAGUGUGAAAUGCUCCUUUUUGGAGCAGAAGAUCAGGAGGCCACCAAGCCAGGAGCUGACCCAGGGUCAGGCCCAGAGGAAGCAGAGGUGGUGGGGAGCUUGGGGCCUGGAGCCUGGGCCUGCUGCCCAGGGCAGGGGCUUUGCUACCUGGAACACCUGUGCCAGGUGCUGGAGCAGAUGGCCAGGCUCCAGCAGCUCCACCUGCAGCUGCAGACCCAGAGGCCCCUUGGGGAUCCUGAAGAGGAGGAAGGGCUGGCCCUGGCCUCUUCACCUCCACCUUCUCGUGCCCCAGGCAGUGACGCACACAGGUCAUGGGAGCUGCUCAGCCAGACACAGGAGACAGGGGCAAAAGCAGCUUCCCCGCUAAAGGCAGGCGUGCCCAGCGUCAAGCCUCCCAGGCUGUCAGAGGCCCCAGCAGAGCCAGCUCACAUCUUUCCAUCCUCCCAGGGACACAAGCGGGAUCUCUCCCACUGGAACAAGGUCAAGGUCCUGCUCAACCCGAUCCGCUGGAGGAGCCCUCGACACCCUGAGCCCCCUGCCCCUCCUGCUGGCCCUGCCCCCAGGAUUGAGUCAAGAGACCUCCCUGAAAGGCCUCCGUACCAUCCCCUCCGGAAGACCUUUAUGCCAUCAUUAGUGGUUAAGAAGCAACGAGCAAAAAAUCUUUCCGUGUGCUGAGACCUCCUGGUGCAGGGACGUGACCCUGGGUGGAGGAGUGCCCUCUGCCCUAUUGCUGCUUCUGGACACUGGCGGGAAAAGCUGCUGAUGCUUUCCCUUCUCUCUGAGGCAAGGGCUGAGACUUUCUGCCCUGAGCUGCUUGGCAGAGGAGCCCUGGUUUCCUGAGGGCCCCAGCGUGCAGCAGCUCCCGGGCUCCUCCCUGGUUGCCAGAAAUCCCUGGGCUUAGGCAAUGUGAACCAACUUACUGAUCAGGCGUCCAUGGAGUGUGUUUGGCAUGGUGACCUGUUGGGGCCCACAUGUUGCAGAUGUGUAUUUGUGCAAAAGGAUGUCUCUCUCUCUCUGAGACCAUCAGCGCUGUGACCUGGCUGGAUCCAGUCAUCUCUCCUGAAUCAUUCACUCAAAAGGUUGGCCUUCUGGGGGAGGUCACUGCAGAAGGGUAAAACCUUCCUUCCUCAGUGGGGAGUUACUGCUCUGGAGGCCUGCUCUCCUCCACAUCCCUGCAUGGGCAGCCCCAGGACAGAGAAGGGCGCUAUCUUGUCUGCCUCAGCGUUGAGUCUUGCCC
Messenger RNA from Ceratotherium simum simum (southern white rhinoceros), 1798 nucleotides. RefSeq names its product chromosome 12 C8orf58 homolog (gene C12H8orf58). Lineage: Eukaryota; Metazoa; Chordata; Mammalia; Perissodactyla; Rhinocerotidae. The record is from RefSeq and is a predicted model, not a curated record.